AUGGAAGAAGCGACUACAGGAGUGUCGACAGCAUUACGAACAUGUCAUCCGUUCUACGACAGUGAGAAUCCAUUUCUCAGUGCUGACUCGCCAUUACGAUUACGAAAGAGUUCUGAGUAUGAGAAAAAGUCCAAAGAUAAACUUAGUGACAACGAGUCUGAUGGUGAUGACGAAUGGGUCGAUGAGGACGAUGCUGCUAACAAAGAAAACACGACUCCACGCGCACGAAGAAUAGCAACCCCGACAGUAUUACCAUCUCCCUAUAUUCAAAAUGAUACAACGACGCCACCAUUACCAUUCGGUGUGCCUUUAAAGGGUAUUAACACGCCCGUGCAGAAUGUUGAUACGCCUGUAAAAGUUACUAGCGUGCCUGUACAGGACAUUAAUACUCCCGUACAAGGCAGUAAUGAGACACCUACACAGGAUAUGACUGCAUCCGCCCAGAACAUGAGCACACCUACACGGAAGCGUACACAGUAUGUGACUACACCUGUGCAGGAUAUGAAGACGCCUGUACAAAGAAUUAGCACGCCUGUACGUGGUAUUAAUACACCUUUACAAGUUGUACGUCAAGGCAUCUCAAUUACGCCGUCUCGCUCAUCAACUUCCUCACCAAGAAGAAAACAGAUGCGUUCUACUUCGAGACGAGUACGAGUAAGAAGAGUGCAGCGCGUUAAUCCAGCGGUUUAUGACAUGAGCGAGUCGUGGUAUAUUAAAGUUGGAUCGAGAUUGUCGAUUUAUGCAAAGGACGUUGUAUGCAUGUUAAAGCAUACAUGCAAUGUCGUGUGGAUGAG
Molecule: messenger RNA, 794 nt
Organism: Paraglomus occultum
Lineage: Eukaryota; Fungi; Glomeromycota; Glomeromycetes; Paraglomerales; Paraglomeraceae
Source: the annotation of a GenBank genome assembly